AUGGGAAGGUUUCUCGCCGGCUUCGUACUGCCUUCACUUCUUCUUUCAGCUGCUUUAAUCAACUGGAGUUUGAUCUCUCUUGUUGAUUUGAGCGCAUUUCUUCUCAUUUUGUACAAUGUAUCACAAUUAGGAUUUCAUUUCCGCAGGAGGUUUUUGUUGCUGUGGCCAAUUGUUAUCUUUUCUGUAGUUGCAAUACUUUCUGAAGUGACUUAUUUAGUAAUAUGGGCUGUUCAACCAAUGUCACGGAGUAUACAAGAAGCUUGGUGGGCAAAGUUGAUUGGGUUUAUGAUAGUUCAGUCUUGGAAAUCUCCCUAUGCAAUUUAUUUCUUGAUUAUACAACUGCUAGCCCUUCUCGUUGCUUUGGUUGAUAUAUAUGGGAAGAGACAUUUUCUGAAAAUAUGGCAAGAUUCGUCUUGGGGUCAUUUCUUAUCAAUUAUAGAACAUUUAGGUUCUCACCUACGGGUGGCAUCUUGCUUGCUGUUGCCUGCCAUUCAGCUAGUAGUUGGAAUUAGCCAUCCUUCAUGGGCAUCACUACCUUUUUUCAUUGGUAGUUGUGUUGGUCUAGUGGAUUGGUCUUUGACAAGCAAUUUUCUCGGGCUCUUCAGGUGGUGGAAGCUUCUCCAGUUGUAUGCAGGUUUUAAUAUAUUCCUGCUCUACGUAUAUCAGCUUCCCAUGGAACUUCCAAGUAUGAUUCAUUGGGUGGCUGAUUUAAUUGGUCUUUACAAAAUAUCUGCCAAUUCUGAGUGGCCUCAAGUUUGUGCCAGCAUUUCUCUUAUGUUUUACUAUACAAUGGCUUAUGAUGACCUAAACAGUGUCAUUGGAGCUCUGACAUGGGCCAUAAACUCCGCAGCUAAUUCUGAUUUUUGCACUGAUCUUCUCCACUGCAACCCUUCCCUUCUUACUACCACUGUUCACCUUGCCAUAGUGCUGUCUUUCAUUAAAUCUGAUUUAGAGGAGAUGGGUUUCAUUAUUUCCAGCACAGACUGUAGCUUGACUGAGCAGCUGCUUCCCUCUAAGCAUUCAUUUUUCAUUCGUGAAUCAAGAUCUGGUGUGAGGCACACAAAUGUUUUACUCAGAGGAGCUGUUUUCCGGACUUUUAGUAUCAACUUUUUCACGUAUGGUUUCCCGGUGACUCUGCAGAAGUCACUUUCAGCUUGUCUCUUCAAAACUGUAAGCUUGUAUGAGAAAGAGAUUUGGUGA
Sphenostylis stenocarpa is the source of this 1200-nucleotide messenger RNA. Lineage: Eukaryota; Viridiplantae; Streptophyta; Magnoliopsida; Fabales; Fabaceae. The record is from the annotation of a GenBank genome assembly.